AUGAACUUCCCAGGUGAUGAUCAACCAACCUUUGAGCCACAGGGAGGACAACCUACCUUUGAGCCAUUAGAAGGUCAACCAACCUAUGAGCCAUUCGAAAAUCAACCAACCUUUGAGCCACAAGAAGGCCAACCUACGUUUGAGCCACUCGAGAAUCAACCUACCUUCGAGCCAGAAGCUCAACCUACCUUUGAGCCGCAGGAAGCUCAACCUACUUUUGAACCACAGGAAGGGCAACCUACUUUGGAACCCCAGGAAGCACAACCAUCAGUUGAGCCUCAGGAAGCUCAACCUACCUUUGAACCACAACAAGACCAACCAACCAUUGAGCCACAGGGAGCUCAACCUACCUUUGUCCCACAGGAAGCUCAACCAACCAUUGAGCCACAGGGAGGAGCUCAGCCUACCUUUGAGCCACAGGUAGCUCAACCGACCUUUGAGCCACAGGAAGCUCAACCGACCUUUGAACCACAGCAAGACCAACCAACCAUUGAGCCGCAGGAGGAUCAACCAACGUUUGUGCCACAGGAAGAUCAACCUACAGCACCGCCGCCAACAGAACCAGUCACUGAUCCACCUACUUUAAUACCAACAAUUCCUCCCUCUGAAGAAGCCACAACCUGUUUUCUUGACAUAGCAGGUACCACAUUUUAUGGUGUCUCUAUUGAUGAUGCUGGAUCACUUUCAGACGAAGACUUAGUAUCUGCCUUCAUGGAAGCUGAUGGCAAUCUUGUAAAGGAUGAGUGUGAUCCCUCAGUGGAUAGUGUGUCAGUUGUUGACCGUGGUCCAGUGAGGAGACAUCUGAUGUCACAAAAGCGAAGAGGGCUGCAAGACAGUGAACUUGUUGUGUUUGAAGUUACUGCCAUGGUAGAUCCCGACUUUAACCCACCAAGUGGAUUCAGUUUGUAUGGUGGGACUGUAGGCGACGACAGCUUUGUUGAGUCUCUUGAUUCUGUGCAAUUGAUCAUUGAUAGUGGUGCUACUGUGGUGGAAGCUGGAAAUGUCGCUGAACCAACAGACCCACCAACAAGUACUCCAACCAACUUACCAACAAGUACUCCAACCAACCAACCUACCAAUGCACCAUCAGUAGGUCCAUCGGAGACUCAAUCAGACUAUCCAUCUGUCCAACCAUCGUUUGGUCCAUCUACGAAACCAUCAGAUGGCCCAUCUACGCAACCAUCCCUGUCAUCAGAUAGUCCAUCAGUUACCCCAUCUCUCAGACCAUCCAGGACACCGUCGAUGGCACCAUCAGACAGUCCUUCCAUAGCACCUUCAACAGGUCCAUCGGAGACCCAAUCAAACUAUCCAUCUGUCCAACCAUCAGUUGGUCCAUCUAGAAAUCCAUCGGACAUCCCAUCUACGAAACCAUCAUUGAGUCAGUUCCCAUCUGUUACACCAUCAGGUCAACCAUCUAUGUCAUCAGAUAGUCCAUCCAGGACCCCAUCUCUCAGGCCAUCCAGCAGACCAUCGGUAACACCAUCGGUAACACCAUCAAACAGUCCUUCCACAGCUCCAUCCAAUAGUCCUUCCAAGACAGCUUCUGAAAGCCCUUCUCUAAGACCAUCAUUGAGUCCAUCCACGGAACCAUCUGGCAGGCCAUCUCUCAGACCAUCAUUGAGUCAGUUCCCAUCUAUGAAACCGUCCAAUCAACCUUCCAGCCAACCUUCCAGCCAACCAUCUGGCAAUCCAUCGGUAGCCCCAUCUACCAGUCCUUCCAAGGCAUCCAAUAGCCCAUCGAUGCAACCAUCUGUGAUCCCUUCCAUGGAACCAUCGGGCAGGCCAUCUGCACAACCAUCACUGAGCCAGGUCCCGUCUAACAUGCCAUCCCACCAGCCAUCCUUGGCUCCAUCAAAUCACCCUUCCAUUGCCCCAUCUACCAACCCAUCCAGGACACCAUCCGGCAGGCCAUCUGUGCAACCGUCUACGGCCCCUUCGAUGGACCCCUCCAGCAGACCAUCCAUGCAACCCUCGAGCAAACCAUCCAUGCAACCCUCCAAUAUUCCAUCUCAGGGUCCAUCGACCGGUCCAUCUGUCACACCACCCUAG
Messenger RNA from Seminavis robusta, 2049 nucleotides. NCBI's taxonomy places the organism in Eukaryota, Bacillariophyta, Bacillariophyceae, Naviculales, Naviculaceae. The record is from the annotation of a GenBank genome assembly.